AUUCCUCGAGCGUCACUCUUCAAUAGUCCACACAGUCUUUCCACAUUAUUCCAUUCCGUUCGUUCACUCCGUCGACUGUUUCCUGAAUUCCGACGUCCCUCAUUCCCCACCAUUCUUCUCUUUUUUAUCCUUCACACACUCCCAGAAUCAUCCGAUUGCCACCACCGUAACUGAACUAACAAGAACUAUAAAUAAAUGACUUCCGCGUUCCAAACUUCCUACUCCCCACUCCCCUACUUCCUUCGCACGGGCCUAUUCUCUCCUUCACCAACUCCACGCCUUUCUGUUUCCUUCCCUUCCUCUUACACCCGCACGUGCCAAUCCCACCCACGCUUCAUGUCGACACCCGCCAAUGCGUCUGCCUCGACCACCUCCGACGUACGUGCGUUGCAGGAUGGAAUAGCGGAGUUUUACGACGAGUCGUCUGGUCUUUGGGAGGACGUUUGGGGUGACCAUAUGCACCAUGGCUUUUACGACCCGGAUUCGAAUGUUUCUGGUUCAGAUCAUCUAUCCGCUCAGAUCCGAAUGAUCGAAGAAUCGCUCCGCUUCGCUGGAAUAUCGGAGGACCCAGCAAAGUGGCCCAAGAGAUUGGUUGAUGUUGGGUGUGGGAUAGGAGGCAGCUCUAGAUACCUAGCAAGGAAAUAUGGGGCAAAAUGCCAAGGCAUUACUUUGAGCCCUGUUCAAGCUGGAAGGGCCAAUGUUCUUGCUAAAGCUGAAGGACUAGCUGACAUGGUUUCUUUUCAAGUUGCAGAUGCUUUGAAGCAACCAUUCCCUGAUGGGCAAUUUGAUCUAGUUUGGUCUAUGGAAAGUGGAGAACACAUGCCUGAUAAAGCUAAGUUUGUAAAUGAGUUGGUGCGAGUUGCAGCUCCUGGAGGCACAAUAAUAAUAGUUACAUGGUGCCAUAGGGAUCUUGGUCCCCAUGAAGAGUCUUUGCAGCCAUGGGAGAAAAAGCUGUUAAACAGGAUAUGUAAUGCUUACUAUUUACCAGAGUGGUGUUCUACUGCAGAUUAUGUCAAAUUACUUCAGUCCCUAUCUCUCCAGGAUAUAAAGGCUGCUGAUUGGUCUCAGCAUGUUGCCCCAUUUUGGCCAGCAGUGAUACGCUCAGCAUUAACAUGGAAGGCCUUCAUAUCGCUGCUACGUAGUGGAUUAAAAACCAUAAGAGGUGCGUUGGUGAUGCCAUUGAUGAUAGAAGGGUACCAGAAGGGUGUGAUCAAGUUCGCCAUCAUUACCUGCCGGAAACCUGAGUAAAUCACUAGGAUAACCAAAUGUUAUCUGUUUGACAAAGUACUAGAUUCUUAGUUUCAGUUAUCAAAGUUCAAAUCCUUACGAUCUCAUAUAUAUAUAUACAUACAUAUAUAUAUAUAUAUAUAUAUAUAUAUAUAUAUAAGAUAACCAAAUGCUUGGAGUGUAUUGAUUAUGCUGCAUUCAAUCUUGGUAGAUGGUGGAGGAGGAUGGUGCAUUAUCUGAAACAUCCAAUAUUUUACAGCGGUCAUAAUUCAACUUGAAAGUCAUGGUAGGGGUGUUUCUGUCACCCCAAUUGUUUACAUUACAAGUUUACAAAAAAGUGAGAUUCAAAUAUUGUAAUAUUUUCAUCGAUAAUAAAAACUUCAUUCAGGCUUUUUUUUUUUCUACCUCGUGCGGUCUGUACCUUAAUAGAAUCUCCCGAGAAAAAUUGUCGUCUUAAUCAGUUUAUUUUGGAGCUAUGGGACUAGUGGUCCUCUAAGUUUAAGUGGGGGAAGGAUUUUCAACUUAUA
Durio zibethinus is the source of this 1754-nucleotide messenger RNA. Its product is annotated as gamma-tocopherol methyltransferase, chloroplastic-like. The record is from RefSeq and is a predicted model, not a curated record. Gene Ontology annotation, molecular function: S-adenosylmethionine-dependent methyltransferase activity. Gene Ontology annotation, biological process: methylation. Lineage: Eukaryota; Viridiplantae; Streptophyta; Magnoliopsida; Malvales; Malvaceae.